Apis cerana (Asiatic honeybee) is the source of this 9152-nucleotide messenger RNA. Its product is annotated as cationic amino acid transporter 3. Gene Ontology annotation, cellular component: plasma membrane. Gene Ontology annotation, molecular function: amino acid transmembrane transporter activity. NCBI's taxonomy places the organism in Eukaryota, Metazoa, Arthropoda, Insecta, Hymenoptera, Apidae. The record is from RefSeq and is a predicted model, not a curated record. Gene Ontology annotation, biological process: transmembrane transport; amino acid transport.
GGGACAGAGAGUAGCUAAGGCGAACAGAGAGGGAAUCAAGCCGAGCCCCACGGAGCAUCGCCACCCGUGUGUAUCGCACUAAAAUGUGACUCUGGCCAGCAGCACCGGGAGCCGUGUGAGCGCGAGCGCGAGAGCGAGAGAGAGUUGUGUGUGCCGGAAUUUUCGUUAGUUUAGAAAGCAACAACUGCGUUUUUUCUCACUUUGUAGCUAAGCCAAGUCAAUACUAUUUAUCGGAUAUUUUAAAAAAUUAAAGAGAGAGAAAGUGAAAGAGUAAGAACAUUCUAUUUAAAAAAGAAGGAUAUCUGCUUGAGCGACUCGCAAAAACUGUAUAAAAAAAAACAUUUUUCUUGUAAUCGAGGAUCACCUGAUCCGAAUUUGUUUAGAUCAGAGCAUGUUCGACUGAAUGGUGAAGAAAAAGAAAAACCAGUGGAUCUAGCGGACGAAUAGAAGAAAUACGAGUCAUGUCAUGCGAAUUAUAGACAGAUGUAUCGAGUAUAUAUAUAUGCGUAGAAAUAGAAAAAGUGUACCUUGUUAUUCCAUCGUUACAAUCGUUUAUUGGCGUUCCCUUGCUACGUGAGAAACAAAAUUGACAAGUUAUACGGAAUUAUCCAGUCAGCUCCGAUGACUAUCCUGGAUUAGUGUACUUUCGCACCACUCCACUGUGAACUGUGAUUCCUUAUAUCGUGGACGAAAAGCAGGGUGAUCGCGACGACGGAAUAAACGAGGAACAAUGAAGCUCGAACUGAUGGAUCGGGAGAAAGGCCUGGAGCUCUUCGGGAAAUUUAUACGAACGAAAAAUGUGGAAAGUCUUCAGGAUGACCAGGAAAAAACUGGACCUGAGCCACUGCAUCCGACCGAUUCCAAGCAGAAAUUACAGAAGUGCCUGACGACUCUGGACUUGACAUCCUUGGGAGUUGGCUCCUGCGUUGGUACAGGAAUGUACCUAGUCGCGGGGAUGGUGGCGCGCAGCGUCGCCGGCCCAGGUGUCGUCAUCUCGUUCAUAAUUGCGGCCAUUGCUUCCAUUUUUUCCGGAGCAUGUUACGCCGAGUUUGGAGUACGAGUGCCUCACACGACUGGCAGCGCUUACAUGUAUAGUUACGUGACCGUAGGCGAAUUAAUAGCAUUCAUUAUAGGAUGGAACAUGAUAUUGGAGUACCUUAUAGGUACGAGCGCGUGUGCCUGCGCCCUUAGCGCCUGCUUGGACGCCCUUACGGACGGUGCCGUUUCCGGGGCGAUAGCAAACAGCGUGGGAACCAUUUUUGGUCGACCGCCCGAUUUCCUCGCGUUCGUCAUUACUAUACUGAUGAUGCUGCUAAUGGCCGCGGGCGUGAAGAAAUCCCUGGUGUUCAAUAACGUGUUAAACGCUAUCAAUCUCGCCAUUUGGGUGUUCGUCAUGACGGCGGGAAUGUACUAUGUGGAUAUUGAUAAUUGGAACGAGCAUGGGGGCUUCUUUCCUUAUGACUGGAGUGGUGUGUUCACCGGUGCAGCGACGUGUUUUUACGCGUUCAUCGGCUUCGAUAUAAUUGCAACCACUGGCGAAGAGGCGACAAACCCAAAGAGGAGCAUUCCUCUUGCUAUAGUCUCCUCGUUGAUCAUAAUACUCACCGCCUAUGUCACUAGUAGUAUGAUGCUAACGUUAAUUGUCCCAUAUGAUGAAGUGGAUCAAGAUUCAGCGCUGGUAGAAAUGUUUGGUCAAGUUGGAGCUUACAAGUGCAAGUAUAUUGUGGCAGUUGGUGCAUUGGCUGGAUUAACAGUCUCCAUGUUUGGUAGCAUGUUCCCCAUGCCUAGGAUAGUCUAUGCUAUGGCUCAGGAUGGUCUUAUAUUCAAGAGUCUGAGCCAAGUAUGGCCCAUAACAGGUACACCAGCCAUAGCAACACUGACUUCUGGCGUGUGUGCAGCCAUGGCUGCACUGCUCAUUCAAUUAGAGGUGUUGGUAGAGAUGAUGUCUAUUGGUACCCUGCUGGCUUAUACUCUAGUGUCUACUUGUGUAUUGAUUCUGCGUUACCAACCCCAUUCUACCAAUCUGGUAGAACUGCUACCGCAAAGUUUAAGAACACCAUGUCGAUCACCAACAAAGGAGAAUCAAGGAAAUGGCCAGGUAAAUUAUGGGAAGGAGCUGAGACCCGAUCAACUGACUACUGCUCUAAAUUCUGUCCAGGCUGCACAAUCUGAUCUUGCUGCAGCAAACAGUGGUCAACGUAUCAUGGUAAGACGUGUAAGAAGGUGCAACAGCUCUUCACCAGACUCUGAUGACACAUAUGGUGCAGAGGAGGAUGAAGUUGGUUUGGGUAAAGAUGAUCAAUAUUUGGUCAGUGAUAGAACUGAGAAUAAAUUCUACGGUAGUGUGCAUGCAGCUGCAGCUGCAUCUAGCUGUGGCAGUACACAUCAAUACCCAGGAAAUACACCAAUAAUAGGACCACCUUUGAAUUAUCUCCAACGUCGAUUACAGGCGGCACAGUAUCUUUGUCCCGCCAUCUUCCCUUGGGUGGACAGGGGCCCAGCAACGGAGGCGUCAGGUCGUUAUGUCAUGAAAUUAGUAGGAAUACUAUACUUGCUAAUCGUCAUCUUCGACUUAAUCGUAGUUUGCGGCAUGGGACAUAUGGGGACAUUUACUACAUUGUUAAUGUUCGCUUUUCUCUUUGCCAUUAUUGGGAUAUUGCUUGCCAUUAGUAGAAAACCACAGAAUAGGAACAGUGUGAUGUUCAUGACACCAGGUUUGCCAUUCGUACCUGCGAUUGCCGUCACCGUGAAUAUAUACCUCAUCUUCAAGCUGAGCAUCCUAACUCUCGUCAGAUUCACCGUCUGGAUGAUUCUCGGUUUCAUCAUGUACUUCUAUUACGGUAUCAAACACAGCACUCUGGAGGAAAGAAACGCUUCAGAGAACUUGGAAGAGACUGUUUCAGCUGGGAAUAUCGAGCUGACGGUAACAGAUACGCAAAAACAGCAACAACAGCAACAGCCGUCUUAUACGACGACUGAUCGUAGUAUCUACGAGAGCCAGCAGCUUGAUGCGUUUGGGCAGCCUGUAUUUGGCAGCACAAACUUCGGUGGUACACCGAGCCAAAGGCCAGUAAUUUCUGGCCAAUCGUCGCUGUUCAUUGACCAGGAGAGUUUUCCCACUUGGGAUGAUUGAACGGCUACAGGCGUCGAUAUAAAUAUAUAUAUUUGAUGAUAUCAAGAUAAAUUAUUGUACGAGCCUGACCGGCGUUGAGAGCAUUCACCAGCGUAAAAAAAAAAAAAAAGAAAAGAAAAAAACCGACCUUUUCGGAGCUCGCGGUGAACAAUGGCCUUCAUGGACAAUGUAGGGAGAUUUUCAGGUUAUUAUGUAGCGUAACUAAGGGUGUGCACGAUAAUGGAAUUCGUACUCGAAAGUACGUUUGUGAUUUUUGAUUAGAUUAGGCCGAUAUCAAGUGUAUUUGUUGCGGAUAUUAUAUCCAAUAAUAUUUUAUUGAUUUUAUAAUAUUGAAUGUGUUAAUUUUAAACAGUUUAGAAUGAUUGAUAUAGAUAAAUUGGAUAAAAAGUUCGUUUUCUAAAUAUUAUUCCUUGAUCAUGUUAUGUUAUAAUUAGCAAAAAAUUGAUAUUACUCUUACAUUUGUUUGUAAUUUUAUUCGUUAUUGAAAUUACAGUUGGCACAAAUAUGUUAACUAGUUUCUUUUCCAAGAUCUCUUUAUGAUUGGAUAAAUAGAAAUGAUGGUUUUAUAUUUUUAAUUUUUGUAUUUUUCACACGCGCGCAUAUAGCGAACAGAAUAGAUUUGUUAAGUUUUUGAUUAAGGUUAGGAUCUUUAACAGAUAUAAGUUGAAUACCUGUUCAUCGAGAACAUUCCAUGAUUAAGUUAUGUUGUGUUCAAUGCAAAAUUAAUGGUUGUGUGUAUUGAUAUUUUUUUUUUAGAAUAUUUUUUUUUAGUUUAGAAUAAUUGAAAAGCUGCGAACAAGAGAAAGUGGAUAGUUAUAUUUUAAGAAGAAGAUAUUUUCUUUUAGAUUAUCUUGUGAUUAACACUAUCGAUAAAUAUAACUUUUAUUUUUUUAUAUUUCGAUAGAUUAGUAUUUUCUUUGAAAGUAUUCCCUUAUUUCAUUUUUGAAAUAGAUUUUAGUAAUUUGAUUAUUUUUCUUCUUCUGUGAAGAAUUAAGAAACUUUCUUGAUAAAUGCUCGACAAUUAAACAGGAAGAGUUGUUGCUUCGAAAUUCUGAGCUUCCUUUAUUAAUUUCACUUCUCUACACUGAAAAACGUCAAUUUCCAGAUCCAUCCUAAUCAAUUGUCGAGCAUUAUAUAUAAUAAUUCACUUUUUAACAAUCAUUCGAAAUAAAGCCCAGAAUUAAAGAUUGAACAAUAUAUAUAUAUAAAAGAAUCGAAUUUGACGGAACCGCGGUCUCCGAUGGGCGAACUUGUUGACUACUGUUUGGGACGAAUGUAGCAAAUAAUUUUCGGGGCAAUAUUUAUUAUUCUAAUUAUAUAAAAGCGAGCGAGCGAGCGAGAGAGAGAGAGAGAGAGAUAGAGAGAGAAUGUGCGAAUCUGAGAGAGCAAGAGAAUAGGAAGCAAAACUGUCAGAAAGGGAAUCAUCAAGAGAAAGAAGAAAAAAAAGAAAAGAGAAAAAAAAAAGAUGAAAAAUUAAGAUUAAAAGGAGUGAUCAUCAUUAUUCCUAAGUAUAAGGCAACACUUGUGUUUUCCAAGAAAGCAUUUUAAUUGCUACAAGAUUAUAUUGUAAACGAUAAUAUUGCUAUUUGAAAGAAAAAGAGAGAAAGAAGAAUGAAAAAAGAUGAGAAAAUGGAAAAGAAAAAGAAGAAUUAAUAAAUUAGAAUGUGAAGUGUAACAAAAAAACUUUGUUUUUAAAAUGAAGCACAUGGAAAAAAGGAUAAAACCAAAGAAAAAGAAGAAAGCUGCAGAAAAGGGGAAAAAUAUUGAAUCUUGCCUAAAAUUUUUCCCAGUCUUGAAAAAAAAGUUUAGAAUUACGAUCAUAAUCCUAAGAAAAGAAAUUUUAAGCUUAUCUUAUUAUUAUAACAGAAAGUCGUGUUUCCAUUGAUUGUAUUCGAAUUCAGAUUGUUGGCCCCCUGCUGAGAUGCCAUUAAUGGAUUACAUAAUUUAUUGCAGUUAUUAUUGGCGCGAAUAAAAAGGAAUUACUUAAUUAUUCGAAAAAAGAAAAAAAAAUAAAAGCUUGCAAGCAAUUAAAAUUUUGAAAUGACAAAAAUUCUCAGCUCUAUAAAGUAUCGUGUUUAGUGUGGAGCAUCAUUUAAAAAACUGGUUAUUUAAUGUUAUUUAAUUGUAAAUGUUGUUCAAUAGUGAAUAUCCAGUUCUAAUAAUAACAAGUUCCUACAACGACUGUUGACCACUCAAUUGUUAUUAUUUAUUGAAGGAUUUAUGUUUUGUAGAAUAUAAUUAUGACUGUUACUAGUGAAUAUAUGUAUUAUCGAGAGUCUUAAUUUUAUUAAUUAUUUUUUUGAAGUUAAUGUCUUAAAUAUCCACAUAAGAAUCAUAUUCUAUCUUCGUUUAAAUAGCAAAGAGAAGAAUAUGAAAAAUAAAAGUUAAAAUAAAGAAAAAGCAAGAAAAUAUAAUGGAUAUAAAUAAAAUAUAGGAAAAAAUACUGAGUUAUAAAAAAAAGAAUGGAGAUCAAAAAAAAUUUUGGAAUUUUGAAAAAAUAAAUUAUUGAAAUGAGGAAAUUAAAAAUAUAAAAAUUGGAAAGUUGGAAAAAUAAAAAAAAUUAAGAAACUUAACGAUAAAAUAAUUAACAAUUGAAAAAAAUAAUAGAAUAUGCAAAAUUGAAGAAUGGAAAAGCUGAGAAAUAAGGAAAUAUAACGGAAAAAUGAAGAAAUAUAAAAAUUAAAGAAAUAAGUAAGAGAAAUGUUAGAAAAUCAAGAAAGAAACUGGGAAGUACAUACGUUAAAAAAACGGAGGAAAGAAAUCGAAGUGGAAAGACAAAUACAGGGGGUAGCCUGGGAAAUUCACCUUUCCAUUUAUUCUAUUCUCAGAUCUACAUAUCAAUCAGUGAUCUUUUCACAUAUCAAUCUACAAGAAAGGUAAAAAAAAACCUGUAAAACUCCAACAGUAGAAAGAAUGAUCGAAAAAGAGAGCGCAAGAAUGGGAGAGAAUGUUGCGGGAGAAUGGGAGAGAUUGAUCUAAAUAUUUAUCUUUAAGUAUUAAUGCGUCUGUUAAAAAAAAAUUUUCUAAUAUAUAUAUAUUAUAUUAUAUUAUAUUAUAUUAUAUUAUAUUAUAUUAUAUUAUAUAUAUAUAAAUGUGUGUGUGUGUGUGUAUGUGUGUUUGUAUGUGAAUCAUACAAAAUAUUAAAAAAUAUGUGGGAUACAUUUAUAGAAUCGACGAAAAAAAAAAUAUUAAUACAAAAAAUGAUAUGCAAAAAUAUCAAUUGGAGUUUAUUUUUCAAAUUACGAUUCUAAAUAAUCACCUGAGUUUUAUUCUAACUCAUUUCAUGUAAUGAAAAAUUAAGUAGUUAAUAACAAAAUAAACUUCAAUCAAUAUUUUUUUGACACAUCAACUUUCGUACUUCAUUUGAUGUUUAAAAUUGAUUUUUCGAAAGUGUCUCGUAUGUUUCGUAAUAUCCUGUAUACAUAUGGUGUAUGUGUGUGUAUAUGUGCGCGCGUGUGUGCGUGUGUGUGCGUGUGUGUGCAUGUGCGUGUGUGCGCAUGUGUAUGUGACUGAAUGAGUGGGUAUAUGAUAUACUUUCUAUACGCGAUGAUUGAUCUACUAGAUCGAUCGAACCACGAUCGAAGUUGCUCUCUUAGAAUUUUUUUUAGUUCUCAGUCCCGACACCUGUCGCCAUUAUGAGUUUAUUGAGAAUGAAGAAGAAUAUAAUAUUUUUCAAUUAUAUUAAAAUUUUAAAUGUAAAAUAUCGAUUUUGUGAUUUUUUUAAUUAAAUUAAAAAUUCUUUAAGAAAAAUUUAUCUAAAACAAAAAUAUAAAUGAUAUAUUGCGUGAAUGUUAAUUGAAAAAUUUCGCAAAAGCUAUGAAAUUUUCAAUAUAAAACUGUUAGGGAAAGAUAUCUUCUAUCUUCUUCAUUCUCUAUAUUCUUCGAUUUAAGUCGAGCGGUGAUCGUUGUUCUGGAUAUCCGCUUAUUCAACAUUAAUCCACGAACUCUUUAACAUGAUAAUUUCUAAACGAAUAUUAAUGAUUUUCAAUCAUCUUUAGUUUCAAAAUUUGAAUUUAAGAAAAGUUUAUUCAUUUCAAUAUUUUAAUAAAAUUAUUAAAAUAUUAUUAAAAUUUGACUUAAAAUUCAAUCCACAUUAUUUACAAGUUAUUUUUUUCAGUUUGAGUUGAGUAAUCCCAUAGGAUUAUUACUAGCAUAAUUAUAGAUGAAAUUUUGAAGAUAAAAAAAAAAUAUAAUGAUCAUUAAUACUCGUUUAGAUAUAAUCGUCGAGCCAUUGAAGAAAUUAGAAUUUCAGAAAAAUCUAAGGAAAAGCCAGGAGCAAAAGCUGCUUAAAAACGAAUUAUUUUAUUUUGUCAAAGAACAGUGCCUGCGUAUCCACUCAACAAUUUCUUAUCAUUAUCAUUAGAUGAUGACUUAGAAAUAAUUUCUUUGAACCUUAAAAGAAAAAUAUAUGUGUAUGUGUAUAUAUAUAUAUAUAUAUCAAAUAUUUUGCUUUUCUUUUUUUUUAUUUUGCGAGAAGAAAAAAUUUGUUUAUUACAAAAACCGACAAGAAAAAAGAUGACGACAAAAAGCGGAAUCUUGACGCGGCACUUUGCUCUAUGCUUUUUUUAGAUAGUCUUUCAAAUUUUUAACUAGGAAGAAAUGGCCUACAACGCGUAUGGCUGCUCGAUGAACCUCGAACAUCUUCCUACCAAUGUGAACAAAACUAAGAAAAAAUUCCCUAGAAAGGAAAAUCUCAUAUUUUCGAGGACAUAACCAAUAAAGUAAAAUUAUCAAAAUUCUCAUCAAAUUAAUUUAAUAUUUUUAAACGAAUAGCCAUUUUCUUGUGUACCUGCACAAGUAUUGCCAACAUAAGAAGUAUAACUUAUGAAAUAAAUCAUAUAUCGUUCAAAACUUUCUUCUAGUCCUCCUGUUAUACUAUACGAGAACAAAAAAGAAAGAAAGAAAGAAAACAAUCUUUGGAGCAAAAUUAAUAUUGCUGUUGAGUUAUUCAGGCUCAUCCAGCGCCAUGCUCGAACAAGCAUACUUCGAAAUCACGGUAAUUUGCUCCCGAAUACCGAAAAGAAAUCGAAAAAGGAUUAGAAGAUACUAGUCACGUGUUCAAAGAUGCAAUUUACGAUGAGAAUUAUCUUCCAACGCAAUUGAUGAAUGAGAGGAACCAUGUGUGUAUUUAAAUAAACGUUCUCUUUUUUUGUUACUAUUAAUGUUAUUACCAGGAAAAAUCUUUUUUCUUCUUUAUUUUUUAUUUGAUUUCUUCCUUCAAGUAGAAUUCUAAUCAGAUAUCUUUUUUGCAAGUAUGUUUAAUUCAAUCUCUAUCGAAUUAUAAAUUAUAUUUGUCUCCUUGAUUUUUUUCUUUUUUUGUUAUCGAAUAAAAAACUGGAAAAAUUAUUAAAAUUUCAUAUGAAAUCUAAAAAGAAUUUUAAAAGAAAUUCGCUUUUCAGACUUCUGAUCGUGUUACCUCUAUCGAAUGUGAUAUCGUGUAAUAUAUUGAAAAAAUUUGUAAACGAUUUUAUUUAUUAAAUUUAAAUUGAUAUCAUUGUGAUGUUUAUAUAUAUUUGCUUCGAUAGAAAGUCAUUGACCAAGUAUUUUGAAGAUCAUCGAAACGAAGAAAAUAACAAAAAAAGAAAAAAAAUAGAUAAAAGAAUACAGAAAUACAUAUCAAUAUAUUUAUCUUAGAUAUCAUUUGUAAAACUUUUUCGAAAAUUAAUUUAAUUAAAAAUUGAAAUUCUAUUUCUUUUUCCUGAAGUAAAAUCUUUUUGAAAAUAAAUCAUCAACCAAAUGUCAUGUUAUAGUAUGGAGCAAGGAUUAAAGAACAUGUAAUAGAUGAAACAAGGGAGUGAGAGAAUGAGUAUGAGAGAGAUAAGGAGAAAGAAAUGUGUAAUAAUCGAUGUAAUUACUGAAUUAAUUUUUUUUUCUUUUUUUGGAAAAAAUUGUGGUAUCUUGGGAAGAUAUAUGCACACUAGGAGGACAGAAUUUUCCAUGUAAUAUAUAUAUCCUUACAUAACUACGUUGUUUAAUAUUGAUAAGGAUAAAAAAUAAAAGUGAUUAUUCAGAAAGUAAA